Messenger RNA from Triticum aestivum (bread wheat), 666 nucleotides. RefSeq lists its product as uncharacterized. Lineage: Eukaryota; Viridiplantae; Streptophyta; Magnoliopsida; Poales; Poaceae. Bases 1 to 444 code for a protein of 147 amino acids. The transcript has 5 exons. The record is from RefSeq and is a predicted model, not a curated record.
AUGAAUGGCCUAGUGUGUUUCAGGCAACACGACAACAAUUUUUCUUCCUCAAAGCAUAUAUUUUCUUCAGACGAUCAACAAAGUGAUUGGUCCAUUUGGAAGGGCAGGGUCGGAUGGGCGCGCGCGGCGGAGGUCGGGUGUGGUGCAUCGCUGUCGCCGUCGAUGACGCGGUUCGGUAUCGCCGCAUGCUUCAACGCCACGUCGUCGGCCGUCUCGGAGGCUGCCGCCGCCAACGCCACGUCGGGCGUCGUCCACGCGGUGCCGCAGAUCGAGCCUAUUGUGUCCGCCGAGUGGCUGCACGCCAACCUCAGGGACCCCAAUGUGAAGGUACUUGAUGCCUCUUGGUCAGAAGAUGAUGGCGAGUUCCUCAUUCCAAUUGAGUUUAUAUUGUGUAGGUUUCUUCGUCAUGAUCUGGAUUGCCGCAGUCAUGUUCAAGUCCAAUGAUAUCUUGCACAAGCAGACUGCUCUCAAGAUACAACGGUCCGGCAAGCUGCUAUAUGGUGGUCAAGUGUGUGCUGCCUAGGAAAAUAGAUAUUUAGUUUUAGGUCAUUUCUUGUAAUUUCAGAUAUGGAGUGCUUGUCUUUAGUUUUUGUUUUUAAGUUUGUGAAACUUGCUACCUAUGGAUGAAACUGUGUAAUAUUGAUGAAACUAUGUAUAUGUAUGGAU